Messenger RNA from Penicillium cinerascens, 2976 nucleotides. RefSeq names its product KH domain protein. Gene Ontology annotation, molecular function: mRNA binding. The record is from RefSeq and is a predicted model, not a curated record. NCBI's taxonomy places the organism in Eukaryota, Fungi, Ascomycota, Eurotiomycetes, Eurotiales, Aspergillaceae. Gene Ontology annotation, cellular component: nucleus; cytoplasm. The transcript is spliced from 6 exons. Gene Ontology annotation, biological process: nuclear division. The coding region runs from base 1 to 2976 and encodes 991 amino acids.
AUGCACAAGAUAUCCAACUUCACGGGCCAGGCCCGUCAUGGUUGGGAACGAAUGACGCCGACUUUCGGGAUGUCCAGACCUCACACCGACAUGGCCUUUCGCCGGCCACACGGUGCUCCGCCUAUGACUCCUCCGACGAGUAUCGAUCCCACCGUCAACCUAUCGUUCAACGUCCCAUUCUCCUCCACCUUGGCCGGUCCCGAUGUCGAGGACGUGCUCCACGCCAGUCCCGGUGCUCUGCAGCGCUGGACCUUCCCCGAAGGCACCACAGAGGGCACGCCCGUGCACCAGCUGCCGGUACACACCAGCAACGUCGACGGCUUGCACAUGUUAUGCCGACAGAUUACGGAAACCAGUGGUGGCCGGAUCGAGGCCUCGUUCACAUCCUCAGAGCCCAAGGCCUCACCGUCGCUACAACGGCGGCCCAACGGCUUGGUGACCAACGUCUGUGUCACUGGUGAUGGAGAGACGGUGCGGAAGAUGCGGGCCAAGAUUUUGAAUGAGACCCCCAUCAUGCUGCGAUGCGCGACCGUGGACGUGGAUAUGCAUUUGAUCAUGGAUGGAUCCCCGAAGGGCAUUCGGGCCAGUGUGCUCGAGCACAUGGACACCUUGGCCGCUUACACCGGCACCGACAUAUUUCUGCUGACACCCAAACUUCACGAUGCGGACAGUGCGGUGGUUUCAUCUUAUGGGUAUGCGUCUGAUAGCGGCCUGGAGCAGCGUUUCCGAGUUGCCAUCUAUGGUGACAUGGAGAGCUCCGAGCACGCUAAGACCCGGGUUCUGAUCAUGAUCGAUCAAAUUCUGAAACGCCAUGUUGACGCCAUCAAGCUCGAGCUGACCAUGCACACCUUGGUCUGUGGCCGCACCCGCAAGAACAUCAAGCUCAUCGAAGCUGCGACUGGCACUGCUAUCUACUUCCCCCGCCUGUACAUCACGGGCGAGUCUCCGGAGCAGAUUGCUCGGGCCAAGCAAAAGCUUCGAGAGCUGGUGAUGGGAGUCAAGAUCUAUGUCAAGGACGUUGUGGUCAACUCGAGCAAGAUCGACAACAUCUUGCUCGACCGGCUGGACAAGGUUCGCAAGGUUAUGGAGAUGAACGGCUCCUAUGUUCUCUUCCCGCAACUGGGCAGCCAGCGCGGUCUUGUUCGGAUUCAAGGCACCGAGGUCCUGCAUGUCGAGCGUACUGUUCGGGAGAUCAUGGCUCUGGCCGGACAAUUCUAUAGCGCCUCAUGGUGGAUCAUCAUGCCCGAUCCCGCCCAGGGCGGUGUUCGUGCCCCCUCCACUGCCGAUGUUCGAUCGAUGCUCUCGGAUAUUUGUACCAACUCGGAAGCCGAAGUCAGCUUCGACAACCUGACGUUCACCAUCAACGGAUCCGACGAUGCCGUCAAGGCUGCCAUGACCGUUGUCAACCAGAUCCCCUUCGUCACUCGAAGCCAAUACCAAAUGCGCGUCAAGAUUGAGCUGGCCAAUGAGCACAAGGAGUUUGUCAGUGGCAAAAAGAACGGCAAGAUCAACAAGAUCAUGGGCCAGAGCAACGUACAGAUUAUCUUUGACGGCUUUAACGAAUAUAACUUCUAUAUCGACGUGUGCGGCAACCAAUACGAGUCUACCAAGAACGGUCUGGAUUUGGUCGAACAGGAAAUGCCCGCUUCCAUCUCGUUCCAUGUCCCUGACCAGUACCACAAGCGAAUCAUCGGCAUCGGUGGGCAGCAUAUCCAGCGGAUUAUGAAGAAAUACUCGGUCUUUGUCAAGUUUUCCAACGCAAUGGACCGGGGUGGCAUGGGCAAGGAAGAUGACGACAUCAAGGUUGACAAUGUGAUCUGUCGGACUCCUGCUCGCAAUGCCCAGAGCCUGGACCUUGUCAAGCAGGAGAUCAUGGAUAUGGUCGAGAAGGUUGACGCCGAGUAUGUUUCGGAGAGAGUUGUCAUCAACCGCCUGUACCACCGCGAGCUGUUGGCCCGCAUUACUGAGAUUGACGAGUUGGAGAAGAAGUGGAAUUGCAAGAUUGAGUUCCCCAGUACCGAGCUAGCCAGUGAUGUUGUGACCAUCUCCGGCCCCGAGUACCAGGUCCCUCAAGCUGUCGAUGCUCUGCUGGGCAUGGUUCCGGAGAGCCAUGAGCUUCACUUCCAGAGCUCCGUGGAGCUACGGGGUUACUUCAAGUCGCCAGACUUCAUGGCGGACGUUCGGACCAAGCUUAAGGAGCAGUACGAGGUUGAUAUCAAUGUGGACACCACUGCCGAUCUUGCAGUUAAGGAGGAGGGCUCUGGUUCCGGCUCCGGCUCCGGCUCAUCCUCGCCUACCCCUUCGCCGGAGGACCGUGUGGUUCUCGGCUACACCCGCAACAAUGCUGGUGGUCUGAAGGAUGCCAUCGACUUCCUCAUUUCCCGUCUUGUUGCUCACGGUCUCAACGCGAACACCGUCAAGGGUGCGAUUCCUCGCCCCAAGUCGGACUCCUUCGAGGAGUCGCUGCCUUUCUUCGACUCCAAGCUGUUGCAGCAUGCCCCGGCCCCGCUCAUGACAGACUCACCCACGCGACCUAGCUUCGCCGACGAGACCAGCGAGCGCGGCUCGAUCUUCGAGCGUCUCCGCAAGCCCGGAAGCAUCUCGUCUUUCUCUUCGUUCAUCGGUCGGAAGAACCACUCGGCUUCGCCAGGUUCGUUCUUCAAGCACGCCUCGAGCAAUGCCUCGAAGGCAUCGCUGGUCUCGAUGGAAUCGCGGGACAGCGGCUACCGCAACCCGUGGAAUGACUCCGGGGUGAACCUCCCCGAAGACGACCUUCCGGUCCUGGGAAGCUCGCACAGUCACAAGAGCAGCAACAGCAAUGGCUGGCCCGCACGCUUCGACACCAAGUUUCCCUUCGGCACGGCGCCUGGCGACAUGACGCCCAAGCAUGACCCACGCGCCUCUUUUGACAGCGGUCGCCCUAGCACUUCAAAUUCUACUUCUGGAUACCCGGCCCCGAUUGGGCCACCGCGUUAA